This is a messenger RNA of Colletotrichum truncatum, 273 nucleotides long. Lineage: Eukaryota; Fungi; Ascomycota; Sordariomycetes; Glomerellales; Glomerellaceae. The record is from RefSeq and is a predicted model, not a curated record.
AUGACACAGCUCAAGGCGGCGCUCCAGACGAAGCAAAGCAAGAAGAAAGUAGCCCAUAUUCUUGAUGGCCACACCGGUGACGUAAUAGUAAUCGCACUCAAUUCUCCCAUCCUCCUCGUCAACAAUACGCCCAUCAGCUCGAUUGCGCCCAUGUUCCUCUCUUGUGACAUCCCGAUCAAGGCGCUAGAAUGGACGGUGGUGCUUGGACGUGCCGACCUGGUUCUUCUCCUGGACCGGGGUGCGGGUUCCAACUGUACCUUUGACGAAACUUGA